AUGGUCACUACAACAGAUGGUUCGACUAACCAAGAUGACGAUGAUGCAAUAAUUGGAGUUGCAGCUACAUCUAUUUUAGUUGCCUGGGUUGCAAUAAUUGUUGCCUACGAACAUGAAAGUAGCAUUCCUAGAGAACCAUAUGUUAAUAAAGAUCAAGAAAGAGAAUUUUACAUGAAUAGUAUUUUGAAUGGAAGUGAUGUUCACAGUGUAGGUCAGAUAAGAAUGAGUAAGCAUGCGUUUUAUGAACUAUGCAAUGCUCUUAGAAGGAAUAGUUUCUUGUGUUCAACCAAAAAUAUGUCUGUUCAAGAACAAGUCAACCGAGUCUAUUCAUCGAUGCUUCCACACCAUGCUUCAAGUAGUUUUGAAGCUCUAUCCAAUCCUUAUAAAAUCACCGGAUGGAACCGUCCAACCGGAGAUAAUGAACAACCAUCGAUAUUAUCCCUGGUUUACCGAGCAAAAGAUGGAACACAUGUGCUUGCAUCUAUCCCUAUUGAACAACAAAAUAGAUUUCAUGGUCGAAAAGGCACAACAACACAAAAUGUAUUAGCCGUCAUUAACUUUAAUUUGAAGUUCAUGUAUGUGCUUGCUGGUUGGGAAGGAUCUACACAUGAUUCUCGCAUAUUAAAUGAUACAUUGAAGAGACCACAUGGUCUCCAAAUCUCACAAGAUAAAUACUAUCUUGUAGAUGUGGGAUAUAGACUUCAUAAAGGGUUUAUUCCUCCUUAUCAUGGAAUACGCUAUCACUUGCAAAAAUAUAGUGAUUGUUCUCCCCAAAAUGAAAGAGAAUUGUUCAAUCUUCAUCGUGCAUCACUGAGAUCCUCAGUUGAACAUGCCUUUGAUAUUCUAAAGAGACGAUUUCGUGUGAUUGACAAUGAACAUUUUUGGGACUUUAAGACACAAGUGAAUGUGGCAUUAGCGUCGUGCAUUUUACAUAAUCACAUAGUUGAUUCGGAGCCAAAUGACAUAAUAAUACAAGAAGUAGAUGUUGAAGCAGUAAUUCAACUUCAAAAUGCUCAAAUUACUCAAAAUUCUCAAGGAAGUCAAAGCUAUCAAACACAAAGAGAAAGGCGAGAAGAAGCUAGACAACGGUCAUCAAAAAGAGAUGCAAUUGCUCAUGCCAUGUUUGUAAAUUAUGAUAGGUGA
This is a messenger RNA of Capsicum annuum, 1143 nucleotides long. RefSeq lists its product as uncharacterized. The record is from RefSeq and is a predicted model, not a curated record. Lineage: Eukaryota; Viridiplantae; Streptophyta; Magnoliopsida; Solanales; Solanaceae. The coding region runs from base 1 to 1143 and encodes 380 amino acids. The transcript is spliced from 4 exons.